Penicillium maclennaniae is the source of this 2568-nucleotide messenger RNA. Its product is annotated as pentatricopeptide repeat protein. Bases 1 to 2568 code for a protein of 855 amino acids. The record is from RefSeq and is a predicted model, not a curated record. The transcript has 3 exons. Gene Ontology annotation, molecular function: protein binding. Lineage: Eukaryota; Fungi; Ascomycota; Eurotiomycetes; Eurotiales; Aspergillaceae.
AUGUCUGCUCUCUCAUGCCUCAGCUCAUUAGGUCCCCCAGCUCGCCGAGCCUGCGAGAUCCCCCCAAAGAGACGCUCGAGCUCUCUUCUCGGUCUCCAAUGCCCCGUUCGAGACCUCUCUAUCAUGCAUCAGUCCGAAAAACUCUCUUCCCGUCCCCGUCCUUCCGUCGCGUCAAUAGCAGACAUUUUUGUCGGCUCCUUGGUCCUUGCCGGUUUCUGUCAUGACCACUCUCCACGAGGCCGAAGUAUAUCUACCAUAUCCUUGAGACCGCCCGAGACUCAUUUGCGAAGAUUGCGUGGCAAAAAUUUGGCAGGUUGUGGGCAAAUGCCUGCUGGAAGGCGCGUGGAAUAUUCGCGAACGUCGGUGCAGGCAUCGCGAUCUCGGUUAUGGCUCAGCACAGGCUUGGCGCAGAAGCCUGUGGAUGAUUCUCAUGAGCACAAUCGCGCGAAACUGCCCACGAGGAUGAGGCUUGGAGACUACGAGGACAGUUCACUGUCCGAUCCAGGGGAGGAUGCAUUAUAUGGACGUCUCGGAAAAGAGAAUCUCGUCCCCGUCACAAUAUCAAAACCGAAUCAACACAAACCACUUGAAAUGCAGGAAACACUUGAUAUGGAGAGUCUACGCAUCUCGCCUGAAGAAGAAAUAUCGAAUCUAUCACCAGACCAAGAACUCUCGCUUUCAUACGACGAAAAGGACCAUAUGGAGACGGCUCAUUUUUUGAAAAAGUCUCUGGGCAAGGAGCACAACUGGGAAGAGGCUGUAUACAUUGUGCUGCCAAAGCCGCAGGCGAAAGAAAGGAGCUUAUCAAGCGCGACAGGAUUGAAAGUCGAUCGGGAAAUACCUUCACCGGGAGUGGCGAAACUUCCCAAACACUGGCGAGGACAUCUUUUGCGCCGGUUUUCAAACCCCCCUAACCGGCGAUGGGGCGACGCCCGCCGCUAUUUGGCCUUGGUGGAUGACAUGAACAAAGCCGAUCUUCCCAUGUCGCUGUCUUUAUGGACUUCUGCGAUCUAUUUUGCUGCCCGGGGUAAUGGCAGCGGCUUGGUGCUGAGACGAGAUCUGGUUCGAGCGAUUGGUCUUUGGCAGAGGAUGGAGCACGUGGCCGGAGUUGAAGCGGACGGUGUGGUCUUCAGCAUCUUGAUCGAUUGUGCCAUCAAAUCUGGUCAGUAUACUGUUGCUGCUGGUCUGGAGGCGCACAUGAGAGAACGCGGCCUCGAGUUUGACCGCUAUGGUGCAGUCGCCAAGAUCUUCUCCUACGGGCUCCAGAAGAACGUUGAUGGCAUUACUGCAACAUUCGAGGAGUUUGUCAAGUCCGGACAGAUCGUCGACACGGUCGCCUUGAAUUGUGUCUGUGUAUCUUACCUGCGAGCCGGCGAUUUCAAUACCGCAGAGCAAAUCUACGCACGCAUGCUCGAGGCACAACGAGCGGCAAAAGGCCCUGAGCCUUCGGCCCCCGACUCUGAUGCGCAAAAAGACCCCGCUCUCUCGAGCCAGUUUUCCAUUUACCGUGGAAGCACGCGAAAGAUGGGUCGUCUCUUGAAGAAAUCACACGCCCUUAAGAACAAACUUCCAGCAUACCAUCGAGCGCUCCAGGACUCUGUGCCCAUGACACCAGAUACUCGAACUUUUUAUAUCUUCCUUCGGUACUUCUCUCGUCAUUCCGGCCAGCUCGAUAUGUUCAUGACUGUCCUCCGCGACAUGGAAAGUACCUAUACCGUUCCCCCUCGCCACAUCAUCUAUAUGCUGCUUUUCGAAGGAUUUGGCAUCCAUGGCAAACACAAGAAGUCCUGGUCCGCCGAACGGCUCCGAUUGAUCUGGAGUGCAUAUCUCCGGGCUCUGCGUGAUUCGAAAUCAAGACUCGACGAUCUCCAUGACGGCAACCGGUCCCCGGACAUGGUCUGGGAAAAUCCGUUGAGUUCUAUGAUCACUGAUCUUCAACCGAGUCUUCCAACCGAAGAUCCCAAUGGUCUCUACGUCCCCUUGCCGUCAUCUGGUGCAAAGAAAACCCCUGGCUUUAUGCAGGACGACGAUCCUGGUGGAUUCUUUGCAUCUGUGCAAUUGGACAAGACAGAUUCUUCACCGGAAGCUGUGAAUCCAGAGAACACCAAAAUGUUUAAUGCGGCCGAUGGAUUUCUUCCAAGCAACAAUGAAAACCCCCUCGAGAGGCCUCAAGAGCCACACGACACCAAUGGAUUCUUCUCAUCUCGCUGGCCAGAUGACUUAGAUCUUGCACCGGGCCCUGCUCCCUCCACGCCAAGUCUGAUUCAAAAGUCUCUUUCAACAAAGGAAGACGACGAGGAGACAAAGCUUACUGAUGAUCUCGAUGAGGUGAUCGCCGAAGGGGAAAACGAAUCAGCUUGGAUCGAUAGAUAUCUUUUCAUCGGACGCAGGAUGGUUAUUGCCAUUCUGCGGGCAUUUGGCACAACCUGCGGGCCUAGGGAGGUUUUGGAGGCUUGGCUUCAGCUUGAGAAGAUUUGGCGACCUCAUCAGCGCAUGGCCAACGAUGUGUAUGCUGUUAAGGAGGAGCUCGAUAAACAAUUGGCGAAACACUCGCCUCAUGUAAAAUAA